AUGGAAUACGGACUACCACCCAUCAAGCCCUACUCCCCGGAUCGACUCUCUGGCUACUUCGACGCUUUUGUCCACAAUACACGAACGAUGCAGGACGUCAACACAUGGCUGCCAACACUGAACAGCUUGCGGGGUCAGAAGGACUACCUGGAGGAGUUGCUAUCGAAGACUGCCACGACGCUCAACGCACUCCGCGACAGACAGACACGCAAUCAGCGCGUAUUGGACACCAAUCCAACUCCGCGUUCGAAGCGGAAGAAGAUCCAGCAGAACAGAUGGAGAACGUGUAAGACAAUUCAUACAUGCGAAAACGAGGAGAAAGUGAUACUCGAUUGUCUAAAAGUCUGCGAAAACAACAUUCAUACGCUGGAGGCAAUCAUCUGUCCGCCGGAAACGCCGUGGACCCGCGCAGAAUACUACUCCAGCAACUCAUAUGUCGAUUCGGACACGACAUCAUUUGACUGGCAAGGCUGGACAGAGGAUGUGGCCGUCUCGCCGUUUGAAAAGACCCGCAUCCGUCCGCUCCCGUUAGAUGAUAUAGCACCAGACACAGUAGCAUCUGUGUAUGCAGGAGCGGAGACCAGGCGUCCACCUCCACCACCUCUUCGACCUGUAUCUGAAAUUGAUUCGGCGCUCCCUCCAGCACCACCAAACUCCGCGUACACCAACUUUACCCUCAGCCCGGAAGCCACGGCCUUCAAGCCACAUGGAGCCCAUCUGCAACUGCCCGUUGCCCGUUUGACCAAGGAACUGGACAAGCUCACCAUCUCCGGUUUCCUGGCAUCGAAGCGCAUGGACUCGAUCCGGAGGCGUCGCUUCUCAGACGAGGGCGUGGCGUUCCUCCGCCGCUCGAGCAAUAUUCAGCCCGCAUUGACAAGGGCAAGCUCCUGCCAUAGCUGGCCCGGCCCAAGUACGCUUGGAGAUAAAGACCCGAGAUGUGUAAGAAAAUCCAAAUUGAAGAGGACCAACUCGAUUUGA
Didymosphaeria variabile is the source of this 978-nucleotide messenger RNA. RefSeq lists its product as uncharacterized. The record is from RefSeq and is a predicted model, not a curated record. Lineage: Eukaryota; Fungi; Ascomycota; Dothideomycetes; Pleosporales; Didymosphaeriaceae. The transcript has a single exon. Bases 1 to 978 code for a protein of 325 amino acids.